AUGCCAAACUCUGACAGUGUGAAAGUAGCAGUACGUGUCAGACCUUUCAACCAGAGAGAGAAAGAUGCAGGCAGCAGAUGUGUGAUUUCUAUAAAUUCCAGCACAACAAGCAUACAUGAUCCUAAAAAUCCAAGUCAUGUAAAGUCCUUUACCUUUGACCUGGCAUAUUGGUCACACAGUGGAUUUUUAAAGGACAAAGAUGGCAAGCUUGUUUCAUCUGGACCGAACAGCAGAUAUGCUGGGCAGAGGGACAUUUUUCAUGACCUUGGUGAGGGAAUUCUGGACAAUGCUUGGCAAGGUUACAAUGCCACUCUUCUGGCUUAUGGUCAGACCGGCUCAGGGAAGAGCUACUCAAUGAUAGGCCAUGGUGCAAACAGAGGCAUAAUUCCAGUCAUAUGUGAAGAGCUGUUUAAAACGAUUCAAAAUCAAGACACAAAUAAACAAUAUCAGAUUACAUUUAGUAUGCUGGAAAUAUACAAUGAACAGGUAAUAGAUUUGCUGUCUAAAACAAAAAAGUAUGGUGGACUCAAAGUUAGAGAAGACCAGCAGCAAGGCUUCUAUGUAGAUGGUUUGAAACUGGUGCCUUGUGAUAGUUAUGCUCAAAUUGAGAGGCUCAUGGAGCAAGGCACCAAAAUAAGGACCAACGCUUCAACCAGCAUGAAUACCACCAGCAGCAGGUCUCAUAUGGUCAUCACCAUUCAUUUUAAACAGAUUUUUCUGAAAGAUGAAAUCACAAAACAGUCCAUUAUAAAUCUAGUGGACUUGGCAGGGAGUGAAAGGCAAAAGUCUUCCGGAUCAGAAGGCGACAGACUAAAAGAAGGAACACGUGUAAAUCUGAGUUUGACCACCUUGGGAAAUGUCAUCAGUGCUCUGGCUGAAGCUGCCAUGGGAAAGAAAGUGUUGCAUGUCCCAUACAGAGAUUCAGUUCUUACCAAACUUUUGCAAUCCGCAUUGGGAGGAAACAGUAGAACUAUAAUGAUUGCAGCAAUUAGUCCAGCAGACAUAUGCUAUGAUGAGACAUUGUCAACUUUGCGGUACGCUGAAAGAACAAAAAAAAUAAAAAACCAGGCUGUGAUAAAUUCAGGAACAACAGCAAAACUGAUAAAUGAUCUCAAGAUGGAAAAUUGUAAUUUGUUGUCCAGAUUGUCCAGCCUUGGGAAUUCUGGGAAAACAGUGGUAGACGAAACAAGGUCUUCUGAGGUUGGCCAAUCUCCUUCAAACGUAAUCAUCCUCAGAGGUUUGGGCAUUUUGGAUAAGCACGCAACAUUCACGUACACCGAUGGCAAAGUUACUGUAUCUCCUUGGGAUAAAUGUAAGGUCAUUGUGAAUGGAGUACCCAUUGUGGUGAAAACUAAACUUCAGCAUCUGGACAGGCUAAUUUUGGGAUCAAACAGUGCAUACCUCUACAUUGGCCCUCCAAUCAACCGCACCUGUGAGGAUCUGAGCAGAUAUGAUUACGACUUCAUUCAAUCAGAGCUGGCAGCUGCCAAAGGCUUCAGUGUAGACAAACUUGGUGCUGCAAACAGGAAGGAUGGCAAGCCAGAUCCCAGUGUCCUUGCUGCAUUCCAUGAUUAUAUUAAGUUGAUGCCAUUGGUUGCUGAAGCAAAUCAGAUGAGUAUAGAGUUGAAGAAGGACCUAAAGUUAGAACUGAAAGUGAAAAAUCUAGCAUCCUCGGACUCCAGAGGUUAUGACCUGCAAAAAGAGAUCAUAAUUAAAGUAGAACACAAAGUUACUAACCAGGUAUGGAUUUGGUCAAAACCCAAGUUCAUCAACAGAAAAUUUUUAAUGGAAGAGCUUUACCGGCAGUUUUUAAAUGGAGAAGAUGUACAAGUUGACAAAGAGAGUGAUCCAUUUUGGGAUCCUGUGGAGGCAAUUCAUCUCGGAUCUGCUCAUAUCUGGCUCCAAUCUCUUGCGUAUUGCAUGAAACUUGAGGAACAAAUAGAACUUCUGAAUUCUGAAGGAAUGGAGGAAGCAAUCCUAUUGAUCAACAUUAUCCCAUGUAUGCAAAAUGGGAGAUCAAGUUCAAUUUUCAGUGUAGAAAGUUGUACUAUUGACUUUUGGACCAAAUGCACAAUUCUUUUUACUGUUGAAGGAUGUGCAGAAUUGUGUUCUACUGAGGAAGGCAUGGCUGUCAUUAGCGAAGGCUCAUAUAUUAUCGAUAAUCCAAAAGCGGGGAUUUUAAUACAAGGUGAUCUGGAUACAGAAAGCCAUAUUGCUGAACUUUAUCAAAAGCUGUUAAAACUAGAACAAGAGACUGAAUUACUUAGAGAUAUUAAUAGAUCUCUGACAGAGGAAAACAUACAUCUGAAGGCUAAACUGAAAGAAUAUGAGGCAGAAACCCAUUUCUGUAAGUAUCUUACAGAAGUAAAAUGUAAGAUCUUAAAAUCUCCUUCAAAACUCCACGUUAAUAAGAUAAUUUCAGCAGCAUCAAGAGAUAGUCGCACAGUGUGCAGCUCUCGGGUCAGCUGUGAUGCUGAAUUUGCUAAAGCUCUCAAAUCCUUCUACCAGAAAAUGAAUGUGAUCAGAGGACAGUUCUUAAAACUACAACACUACAGAGCCCCGGAUGAAGAUAACAUCCAACUACUUCGACUUUUUACUGAGAGACAAUCACACUUGUUGAAGGAUUUUGGAGAACAACUUGAGUCAAGUAUAAGUAAACUGAAAAAUGAUGUUGCCUUAAUAGUUAAGAAGAAACGAGAGGCUAGGUUACAGCAAGGCAUUAAGUGA
Messenger RNA from Thamnophis sirtalis, 2727 nucleotides. The record is from RefSeq and is a predicted model, not a curated record. Lineage: Eukaryota; Metazoa; Chordata; Lepidosauria; Squamata; Natricidae.